Coregonus sp. 'balchen' is the source of this 4038-nucleotide messenger RNA. Lineage: Eukaryota; Metazoa; Chordata; Actinopteri; Salmoniformes; Salmonidae. The record is from the annotation of a GenBank genome assembly.
AUGUGGAAAAACAUGGAGGCAGUUCAUGGCCUGGAGAUUCCAGAGGGGACCCAUUCUCACCAGGUCUCAAAGCACCUAGAGCGCACAGGGAUGGCAAUGGGAGCAGUAGGACUCAUGUUGGGGAUGCAAGGAGCCGUUCAUGCUUUUGAAGAGGGAGACAUUGAGCAUGGUACAAUAGCCACGUUACAGACUGUACAUGGAGUCACAGGAAUGACCUUGGCUGCACUUGGAAAACAAGUUCCUCAGGUUUUAGAGCGCAAGGUAAUGAGAGCCUUGGUAACAUUAAUCAAAAGCCCUGUGGUGAAACGUGCCCUGGUGGUUAUGCCAGUCAUAGGGAUUGGUUUUGGAAUUUACAAUAUUGUGGAAGACUUUAAGAGGAAAGAUGCACUGGGGUAUGUUGAUGCCACCUUCGAUAUUGCAAUAGUUGCCUUGGAUGUUCUUGAAAUCGUUCUACCAGUACUGGCGCCAUUUAUUGUGCCAAUCAACCUGGCACUAAAUACCAUACGAAUGAUCUUUGAUGAUGUAUAUCUUGAUAUUCAGACUGAACUCAAUAAUUUACCACCAAAUGCUACCGUUGUGGCAAAAAUAAGAGCAUUCUUUGUUGGCUUUGGGAAAGGACUGUUUCACUUUAUCCUUGAUGUGGCAAGCUUUUUUUAUACCUUUCCUUAUCGUGAGAUUGAGGAGGGACGAAGGAUUGUUGAACGAAUUUCAGACCCCCAAAAGUAUUAUUCUUUUACAGAGGUACAGGAUGGGAGAAAGGCCAUUGAUUUCACAGCUGGUGAGGAUUCUUGGAAUGGAGGGAGUAUCACUUUUUGUCUCUCAGACCAGGGACCAUCUGACUUCUGCAUGGAUUAUUUUGUAUCCGGUGACGAAAACAUGGGGAAAAAGUGUUGGACUAUUGAAACACAUGGAACUAAAGACAUUGUUCUAAGCAUUGGAGAAUCACAUGGAUUAACUUACAAAAACAUAGAUAUAAAAGUACUCCUAUUCAUAAAAGUCGGCUCUAGGUCUGUCGUUUCUGGUUAUGAGGCUUUGUCAGACACAAGAUUUGGAACAUAUUGGGGAAACAAUGAAGCAAAUAUUUUUUUUGCAGUUCAGAAGGCAGAUGACGACCAUAGCACUGAAGUCAUGUUGAGCUAUUAUUACAAGCUUUAUGGAAAAAAUGGUGAUGACGUGUUCUAUUUGGGACCUCAAAAAAGCUAUGUGGAGGGGUGUGGCGGCAAAGACACUUUCAUAAUUCCUGUCUAUGGAGGAAACACGAUUAUUAAUAACUAUGAUCCUUUAAAAUCAACAGAUGUCCUACUCCUCGGCGUUAACUACAGUCAGAUUUCUGUCAGUAAGUCAGGAAAUGAUAUUGUUUUAAGAUAUCUUGGUAACCAUAACAUUAGGAUUAUAAACUGGUUUUUGGGGGACGAAUAUCGCCACAUGAACAUGAUGUCAGAGGACGGAGUCCUGUUUGACAUCUCCACCACAGUGAUUUCCUCUGUCCAACUGAUUGCCAGAGGUAUCAAUAGGAUGUCUAAAACUCACGGCCAGACAGUGAAUGCAUCCGAACCACUUCUCCUUAGCGUUACUAAUAUCAUGGGGUCUCCUUACAAUGACAUACUAACAGGAAAUAGACAGAAGAAUCUGAUUGAUGGUGGAGGGGGUCAGGACCACGUGAGGGGAGAAGAAGGAGAGGACAUAUAUAUGGUUUAUGAGAAAAAACAGUCAAAGAUAUUAAUCGAAAAUCACUCCAAUGACAAUGAAACAGACCUACUGGUGAUAGAGGCAAACCUUCAUGAAUUCAAAGCUAAAGUGGAUGGAAACCAUCUCAAACUGAUCCCUUUUGCAGAUCAAAGCUCUGAUGUGACUUUAAUGAACUGGUUCCGUUCAGAAGCGGAUAGGCACUUGCUUGUUAUCACAAAGGAUCUGGUCACCUUCAGCAUCUCUGAGAACAAGGCUGCCUGUGCGCAGAUUGACUCCUUUAAGAGCAAAUGCCUCAUAAGUCAGAAUAUAGAUUACAGAAAGUCCACAGCUGCCCUACAUGUGGAUCUGCAGGAGGAUGAGGCUUUCCAAAGUGUCACAGAGGUGCGAGGCUCAGACUUCAAUGACAUCAUCAAAGGGAACGUACAACGCAACACAAUAGUACCAGGGCGAGGAACAGACUUUCUUCAGGGGCGAGGAGGGGAGGACUGGUAUGUUGUAACUCCAGGUCAAGGAUUGAAAACCAUUGAGAACCUCUCACCCGAUCUGGCUACUGAUGUACUUUUCCUGAAAGAAAAAUAUGAUUUCAUCAAUUGUAAAUGUGAUGGACCAGACAUUUAUCUCUCCAUAAAUGGCUCAGAGGAAGUCCUAUUGAAGGGCUGGUUUCACUCAAGGAACUCUCAACACCUCCAAAUCCAAUCAGCUGAUGGAAUAACAUUUAAACUGGAGUCCAAUGCCAGCAGUUGCGAUGGCUCCUUAAAGUUGCCUCAGUCUGUGGAUUUCCGAAAUAGGGUGACUGGAGAAAUCAUGAAGAUGAAUAACAUCGACUUUGCCUCAGUGGUGGAAAUGUAUGGCUCAUCUGGUUUCGACAUCAUGGAAGGAAACAACAAAAAUAACAUGCUGGAUCCCUUUACUGGAGGUGGUAGCAUGGCGGGAGGAGAUGGGGAAGACACCUACGUAGUGAAAACUGGAUAUGGAACCAACGUCAUGAUUGAAAACUUUGCAGAGGAUGAAAGAAUGGAUACUGUGUUGUUUGAGAUGGAUUUCCUCGGUGGUGGUCAUCUCACAGUUCAGUCUGACAAGCAUGAUGUACUUGUGAGCACAGGUACACAGGGACAUAAAAUUCAGGUCAGAGUGCUCAACUAUAAUUCAGGGCAACAACACCAACACCUUAGCUUCCAGAGCUCUGAUGGAGUGCAUUUUUGGGUGAGAUCUCCAGUUGGAAACAAAACUCGUGGCUUUCAAAAGCCUUGGAUUGAAGCUUACAAAGUGACAAUGAAAGGAAAACUGGGAGACUGCCGAAUAGAUCUGAGUUCUCAAUCAAAUUUAUCAUUUGUUCACACUGUGCAGGGUUGUCCCCAUGACUCUAAUUACAUGACAGGUAAUGAGCAGGAGAACGUACUCUUCGGUGGCAUCAAGGAUGAUGCACUGGAUGGAGGGGCAGGCCAUGACACCUUGCUGGGGGGUCAAGGCAAUGACAUCCUGAUUGGGAACAUAGGAGAUGACACUCUUUAUGGAGAGGAAGGGAAUGACACCAUGAUGGGUGGCUCAGGCUCUGAUACCUUCGUUCCCGGACCAGGGGCUGAUCUAGUGGACGGGGGCCCAGGGAGAGACACUGUGCUGUACCAGGGGGAUCAUGAGAAGGGUGAGGGCGUUUACGUCAACCUGCUGAGCGGAGAAUGCCGUCAGGCAGAUGCUGAGGGAGACGUGUUGAAGGAUGUUGAGAAUGUGAUUGGCACUAUCUACUCAGAUAUCUUGGUGUCUGGCUAUGAACCUGCCCUACUCAAAGGCUCUGAUGGCAACGACAUUCUAGUGUCUCUUGUGGGAGGAGAUUACUUGAUUGGAGGAGAAGGAAGUGACAUUUACAUGAUGGUUUCCCACCAUGGCUCAGUGAUCAUAGACAACUGUGCCGCAGAUAAUGCCACGGACAUUGUGUACCUGCGCUCUCUGUCUGAGAAGUCUGUUGACUGUUCACAUCUACUUGACGGAGUGUUUCUGACAUUUUAUGGACUAGGCGACACAACUGUUGACAUAGAGCUGCGAAACUGGGUCAACUUCAGCCAUGAGUGUGGCCAUCUUAUGCUGGUCCUCAAUGAAGGUGAAAUAUCUGUAGAUAAACUCAUGCAGGAGUGUGAGUCGAGACAUAACAUGCAAAAGGUCGUGGCAACUGUUACAUUAAUCCUUCUACUUCUCGUUUUACAUGGUAUUAUUUUGGUAAUAGCUUUGGUUCUUAGAAAGAGGAAGGGGGGACAGAGAGGGAAACGCAGUGAUAGAGCUGCAGAAAUGGGGAAAGACACAAUAGAAGUGCGAGAAGAGGACGCACCUCUACAGGGUUUAACUUCUCAGAAGUAG